Molecule: messenger RNA, 1646 nt
Organism: Styela clava
Lineage: Eukaryota; Metazoa; Chordata; Ascidiacea; Stolidobranchia; Styelidae
Product: left-right determination factor 2-like
Biological process (GO): anterior/posterior axis specification
Cellular component (GO): extracellular region
Molecular function (GO): cytokine activity; growth factor activity; transforming growth factor beta receptor binding
Source: RefSeq, a predicted model, not a curated record
AGAUAUAAAACUCUCCGCAUUCCUAGAAUGAUAUUAUUUUGUGAUAUACUAAAAAGAUUGGAAGGAUCCCUUUUGUUUAAUUCCAACAAUGAACAUUUGCGUAGCAAGAAAACAUUUUGAUUUCAAGCAUUUUUGGUCAACUGCACCAGAAAAUUACGUUUGCAAAAGACUGUCACAGAGAUCGAACUUGCCAAUGUUGCACGUGCCGAGUGGAAGAUUCCAGAUGUGUAAAAUCGCCUUCAUUUUGUCAAUUUUCCAAACUUUGCUGUUAGUUAGAAUAGAAGGAAUGGCUAUGGUAAAAAAGGCGCAAGUUAUGAAUCACGACAGCGAGCUGUUUAAAGAAAAUAUGAAAGAUUUGAAAUCAGCAAUGUUACAACAUAUGGGGCUUGACAGCCUUCCUAUAUUUUCAUCUAAAGAUUUGGAGAAUAUAGAAGUUCCUCAUCACAUUCGUUCGAAAUAUGAGAAAUUGAGAUUAAGGCAUGAUAUCCAGCAUGCAAGAAGGAAAAGAUCAACUGGGCCGUCAUUGGCUGGAGUAUUUCACUCAGUACAUCAAAAUCCAGGAAUCCAAGGCGACAUUGUUUACACUGAUCCGUACAGAGAAAAACUCGAAUUUGAAAUGGAAGGUCGAAUUCCUACCGGCACUGUUGUUACUAUGGCUGAAUUGAGACUAUUCAAAAAACUUCCAAAUUUGAGCGGAAAUUUACCCACUGAUUCGUCUGCAGACCGGCUUUAUAGAAACGCUCAUCCAUCAACGUUUCUUCGAAAUCACCCCGGACGAUACCAGAAACCUGUGAGACACGCAAGAGUAUCAAUUUAUCAUAGCCUCAAACAUCCAGACGGAACACAAACAAGCACUUUAGUGGAUUCGAGAAAAAUUCAUGUGAACGGUUCUGGAUGGCAAGCCUUUGACGUAACAGAUGCGGUGCAUGAGUGGCAAUUGCAUCCUACUAAAAUCAUGUCUAUGACUCUGGAAAUGUGGAUUGAAGGAACAAAACCAGGCAGACAUGCAGCAAAUAUAGCUAGUUUAGUCAGAUUCACUGGACAAAAAGUUGAUCGAUCGUCUUCAUACAGACCUGAAUUAGUCGUCUUCACAGAGGAAGCAGAAACUGGAGGGUCAAGAAUAUGCAAACAAAACUCCAAUCCUAAGAAACGUAAAUGUUGUCGCGACGACUAUUACAUCAACUUCAGAGAAAUGGACUGGACUCAAUAUUGGAUCUUGGAACCAUCUGGUUACGAAGCAUUUAAAUGUGAUGGAAGAUGUGGAUCUAGUUUGCGAAGAGACAGAAAGGGUGUGCCAAGGUCUUGCUCGGUGCAAGAAAGUGCGCCUUUGCCCGUUAUGUAUAUGGUAAAACGUGGUGAUAUUACACAAGUAGAAGUGUCUGAAUUUCCAAAUAUGAUUGUUAAACGUUGUGGAUGUUCCCUAGACAGUGUUUUCUUUGCCUAAAAUUUCUUGCAAAAUGAACUAAAUUGUUUGCACCUGUUUUAAUGUGUCAAACUAAGCCUUUCAUUUGUCGUCUCUCGUCUAUAUUAUGUUUUAUGAUUUUUUGAUAUUUUUCGUUUACUUUAUAUAUUUGUUUAUCAUAACUAUAUUUUUGCAUUCCGGAUCAUGUUCUUUUUAUUUCGUAAUAAAAAAUGCUACAGAUGAA